Messenger RNA from Camellia sinensis, 983 nucleotides. Its product is annotated as deaminated glutathione amidase, chloroplastic/cytosolic. Lineage: Eukaryota; Viridiplantae; Streptophyta; Magnoliopsida; Ericales; Theaceae. Gene Ontology annotation, molecular function: hydrolase activity, acting on carbon-nitrogen (but not peptide) bonds, in linear amides. The record is from RefSeq and is a predicted model, not a curated record.
AAACCAACCCACAAUUGAUAAAGGUGAGGGUGAGCCCAAAGGAAACCAGCCGAAUAAAUUAGCAGAACGCGCAGUAGGUGUCGAGUUAUUAGUAAUGGCCAACUCAGUCCGAGUCGCCGCCGUUCAGAUGACAUCCAUGGACAACAUCGCCGCCAAUUUCGCCACCUGCUCUCGCCUCGUCAAGGAAGCAGCUGCUGCUGGGGCAAAGAUGGUCUGUUUUCCUGAAAGCUUCUCCUAUGUGGGUUUCAAUGAUGUGAACACUGUUAAGAUUGGAGAACCUCUUGAUGGACCAAUUAUGAAAGGGUAUUGCUCUCUUGCAAGAGAGUCAAAACUUUGGUUGUCACUAGGAGGAUUCCAAGAAAGAGGAUCUGAUGAUGAGCACCUGCGUAACACCCAUGUUUUAAUCGAUGAUGUUGGCAAUAUUAGGAGCACUUAUUCAAAAAUACACAUGUUUGAUGUGGAUAUUCCUGGAGGUGCAGUAUACAAGGAGAGCGGCUUUACAGAACCAGGGAAGGAUAUUGUUGCAGCAGACAGCCCGUUAGGACGUGUGGGCCUGACAGUUUGCUAUGAUAUGAGAUUCCCAGGGCUUUAUGAGCAGCUAAGGUUCAAUCAUGAAGCACAGGUAUUGUUGAUUCCUGCAGCUUUCACCAAAGUAACUGGUCAGGCUCACUGGGAAAUUCUUCUACGUGCUCGUGCCAUAGAAACUCAAUGCUAUGUCAUAGCUGCUGCACAAGCUGGAAAACAUAAUGAAAACAGAGAAAGCUAUGGUGACACCUUAAUAAUUGAUCCGUGGGGGACUAUAGUUGGUCGGCUAUCUGAUCGACUGUCAACAGGCAUUACCGUGGCAGAUAUUGAUUUUUCAUUGAUUGAUUCAGUUAGAGCAAAGAUGCCAAUUGCCAAGCAACGCAAGCCUUUUGAGUUCCAGAAGUGAGCUUCAUCAUAAAUUUAGAAGGUCAAAACCGGUUUAAAUGUCUCAGUUGCAU